Molecule: messenger RNA, 7202 nt
Organism: Spirometra erinaceieuropaei
Lineage: Eukaryota; Metazoa; Platyhelminthes; Cestoda; Diphyllobothriidea; Diphyllobothriidae
Source: the annotation of a GenBank genome assembly
AUGACAUCAGUGAGGCCUCUUCGGAAUACUGCUUAUGAGAACUUUGCCCUGAAGAAUAAUUACGAGGUCUCAGAAUUGCUCGGCUCUGGAGCCUAUGGCCGCGUUUUCAAAGGCACCUCCCCAAAUGGACUGACUGUAGCUCUCAAAGAAAUUGUCAUCCCUGCAGACGAUCAGGGAAUCCCUUUGAGUACACUGCGAGAGCUGAGCGUAUUGAAAAAAGUCCAGGCCUAUAAUUCUCCUUUUCUCGUUCAGUAAUUACUGCUUACACAUUUUUUACUAAUCGAACUAUGUAGAAUGCUAGACAUCUCUCUUUGUCGACGGGCAGAGAAUCUGUGCAUUUACAUUGUUUUUGAAUACAUUGACUGUGAUCUCUCGCGCUAUAUCUCGCAUCAUGCGCCACAGGUCGGUUUACCUAUCAGUUCUAUUCGAGUAAGUGUUCUCCGCUUUCGUGUUUAUUGUCCUUACAGAAUCUUGCGUCCCAAUUGCUCAAGGGUAUUGAUUUUCUCCACUCACACCGGAUAAUUCACCGCGACCUAAAGCCCGCUAACAUCUUGAUAAACGAAGCUGGUACCCGACUAAAAAUAACCGAUUUUGGCCUUUCUCGUGUACUCGGGUGGGAGUCGCCCCUCACACCCAUUGUGGUUACACUGUGGUACCGUUCACCGGAAAUCUUAAUUCAGUCUGAAUACUCAUCGGCUUGCGACGUCUGGGCUGCAGGAUGCAUAAUAGCUGAGCUGUUUAAUUUGAAAGCUUUAUUUAUCGCUGACUCGGAGAUUCUAAUGUUGAAGAAGAUUCUAGAGUAAGUGUCGUCUUCUGGAAAUUAAUCGACUUGUCAUUCAGCGUUAUAGGAUUUCCUCCAGCUUCUGAGUGGCCGCGUACUUCCUUCCUGAAACAAGGUGACUUCAAAAAGGUCGGUGAACACAAUAUACUGCGCUCCAAGGUAAAGACCACGGACGAGUCGGCGCUGAAUUUAAUAGAAGUGAGUGCUGUGCAGUUGCAUUUUUAGACCUCCCCUAUGCAGUUGUCACCGUGGUGCAUACACCAAGAUAUUUUUUUAGUUUUGUUUCAUGGACCGUGUUCGAUCCUCACAUUUCUAGCGGACUACUCCCUUUUCAACCUUGGUUUUUUGCCCUCCUUAUGUACGCUACGACGCUCGCCAUUGUUAUUUACUUUUUUCGAGAACUUAACUACACUGAGCACUCUUAACUCCACUUUUGCAUGCAGUUUGGAUAAUUUACCAUUUUUUGCUACACUGACACCCAUUUCCAUGAUCAUACUUUCCCUCCCCCACCUUCCACAUUUCAUACGCAGUGCAUGCUAACCUUUAAUCCGCUGAAACGAAUACCCGCAUGCGAGGCUUUGCGUAUGCCUUUCUUCUCCUCAACUGAGGUGCCGACUCCUUCUGACCUCUUGUCUCUAUGCCGGACCACCACUUCAGUCGCUCCCUCCGUGUUGCCACACGGACGCGCGUCUCUGCGGCCCUCCUCCACUGCUCUGACGUCGCGUCCCUUCCUGCCCAAUCGUCAUUCACUUACAGCUGUCUCGACUACCUCCCAUUCGCGCGUGCAGCGACAUCAGCAGCGCUCGUAUGCUGCCGCUGCUGCUGCUGCGUAUCAGCCGUGUGAAGCUGUCGAACCCCGAACCGCGGUGUUCCCUGCAGUCGAGACCUCGACCUUACAGCAACAGCGGCGUGCCGGUCCAUCCAACAACGUCUGGGGCGUCCAGAACCACAGACCCAUGACUAGACAGCUUGCAGCAGCUAUUGCACUUCAAGGCACCGAUGCCGAAACCGCCGUACCCACUAACCGGAUGCCGGCACCCUCAGCCCGCGGUGCUCGGCGCUACACUCAACCAUGCAAGUCGACUCGCAUGCGGGUCCAGACGCCGCCUGUAGUGAGCAUUCCCGAGGCACAGGAGCCUCCGCCACUGCCUUCGCAGACAUGUGCGAAUACGGAUAUUCAGUCCUCCGCGAGCUCUUCAUCUACUCUCACGACCUUAGUUGGAACGACUACAACCGGCCGUGGCCGACAAAAGCGUGUUGCACGAAGGCGGACAGUAAUGGGCGUUGAGCGGGUUUGUUCUCUCAAUAAUUACCCAGUCUUUUCGCUUUCCUCCCCACGUUGUCCAAGCACAGAGCAUCCAUUUUUCGGCUGAGCGAGAAUUUGAUUUUUUGCCAUUUAGGACGAUCUCGGGACACCGUCAGUGGUCGUGGUCAAUUUAUAAUUCACAGUGCUAAGUUUGCGUGCUGUCUGAUAGUCGCGUUUAUGCCCGUUAAAGGCAAAUCUUGUUACGAUGUAGGCAGAAACUACUGAAUCUCUGACGCAAUUUCUAAGUUGGCUGACUUUUCACAGGCCGCACAUUUUCGCUUACCACUAACGGUUGUCAAAAUCACAUGCACGAAUUAAUUUUUCAUGGCGGAGCAACAAAUAAAGCUGGCUUCAAAAAAUACCUAGGAGGCACAAUCCAAAGCCUCCCACUUAGGAAAUAAGGAAGAAACUCGCUUAGCUUGUUUAGUCUGUGUCUGCGUUUCGUCUCUCAAGUAGCUUAAAGAAUGUAACGGCCAAAUGGUCCUUUUGGGAUGCUACAGCUACGCUGAAUGCGUUGAUGUCCUUUGUUGGCCUUCCCUUUUCGGGGGAAUAUGCGAUCCCACCAAACACAUUGAUGGAUUUAAUGUGUGCUUCCACAUCCUCACCCCUUGGCAAUCAGUCCUCACCCGCCUCAACGGAACUGCUCAAAAGCCUUUGUAACCGUCGUUGAUUAGCGGACUAAACCAUUAGGACAUCCGAUAUGCAUGUCUAUACACCUAGUAUAUAACGUUUGUCCUGAUUUACUCAUCCCGACCGCCAUAAGGUCUCGCAGAUGAAAUGAUAUGCAGUACCGUAAACAGCCUAGACCAAUUCAGGUCGUCUUUCCACUAUGCCAGCCGUGAGUCGUAGUCAAAUACGUCCGCCGUCUGGGAUAUUUAAUCAGCCCCGUUUAAGGCAGCUCUGCAAAUCCUUCACGCAGAAAGUGGUUUGAAACUGUUCUUACUAGGCUUUGGCAGUUGUAUCAUUUGCAAGCCGACCGCAGCUUGUAGACAUUACACAUUAGGUCAAAAACUUCGGAAGAGCAGCUUCUGUUCUCAUUACCUCACCACUCGCUGUCAGAGGGCUGCCACUUCGCCUGGCCCACCUCCGGUCAUCUGGACUUUGUGUUGCCAUUGGAACACGGUGUGUGUGUGUGGUGAAUAUAGUAGAUGCUACGAAGGUCUGCUUUACCAUAAAUGGAUUAACGCGAAAGCCACCAAAGCACCCCUCCGGGCCCACUAUGAACCUUGUCGUUCGCGAUGGUCGAACGACAAAAGAAGGUGACAUUGUCUACAAAAUUAACUGUUUGUGUUUUUGUGGUUGGCGGGCGUUAACCGAUCAGGUUAAGGGACAUGCUUGUUCUGCCGCGCCUUGAGACUCCGUAUAGUUCUCACAGGCAGUCGCGUAGCAUCGAAUAAUAAUACAGGAUUGAAUACCGAUAGUGACAAUGGGAACUGGAAUGGCCAUUUCUAGCUUAUUAACCGUCGUCUUCCGGCCACACCCAACCCCGCUUUUGCAUGAACAAAAGUUGCUACUCCAGUCUCUCUUGUCUUUUUCGGCAUUCCUUCCUGUAUCAUUACUCGUCGCUUUGUGACUGCCUUCGAAGGCUCUAAGUCAAACCUCGAGGCGCGACGGGACGGGCAUGUCCCACAGCCUGGUCGGUGGACGCCCUCCAACCGUGGUUACUAUUGCCGACCACAACAGACAGAACUGAGGGACCAUGACUCGGUUGUAGAGCGUAGGACUUGUAAACUCACUAACCAAAAGAUCCUGGUCCAAAUCCCAGAUCAUGCAAACUUGUCUGGCGGCCAAAAAGCCAUAAAUGGUCAUCCCUUUGCCGUUGGUAUUCCUUUCUGUCAAAAUUUUUCUCUAGUUGACGAAACUUACGUCGUUUCGUCUUACAUCGGUAUACCACUUGGCGUUCAGUAGUCUACCCAAACUCCAAUAUUAGGCUUGAGGGCUAAGAUAACUCUAACUAUGUGGGUUAAGCGCUUUGGUUUUCUUUGCCAAACAUCUGCUAGUGCAUGUGGCAAACCUCUGACGCUCAAGUAUAUUAGAUCGAUGUUACCUACACACUAAGUUCGUUCCGACCAAUGUCAGGUGUUAACGAACUCUGAGAGCCGAUUUCUUUAUUAAGGAGGGCAGGAUGCCGUGAGUUGGCUGUUUGUUUGCGUGUCGAAACAAAACGUCCGUUUGCGAGCGCGUAAGUAACGAAGUAUGUGUGCGCUAUUGGGAUAUGCCUGUGACAGCAUGAUCAAGUGACUAGCUGAGUGUUGAACAUGUGAUUGGCUAGUCCAUAGGCUGAAUAGGGCGCGCAUAAUCACGAGGGCCCAUGGGUGAUAAGCGUCGCCGGCCAACGCCUGUGAGAUUGCGUCAACUCGUGGGUGCAGUUUUGAUUCAUCAUAGCCUGACAAGAGGCACUUCAGAUCAAGCCUGGGAGUGACCGUGCGUUAGCGGCACGCCUGCAGAUUAACCCUGUUGUCGCGGCCGUCGAGCGACAAAUAGGAGCGGGGAAAGAACAUACUGGGGUGGCUGCUGCAAACCCAAUUUGUACAUGCAAGGUGCAGUAACCACCAUCGGUCCAUGGCCUCCCGUCUGACUGACUGUCACCUAAGGAUCAUGCCAUUUUGUCAGUCAUGUCACUUGCUGCUUUGGUGAGCAUAUGACAGAUAACAUCUGAAGUACUACCGCCAACAAUUUCCUGCAGUCCGGAAUUCCUUUAUAUUGUAUCAUUGCAAAUAAUUACUAGUCAACGUACUUUAUGCGUAAGCCUGGUAGUCACCUGGUGGAUUCUAGAUCGAUUGCUUAGAAAAUCUGGCUUGGGCAGUCAGUUUACUGUAUCACGUCUGGUGGAUUCCGUACGUUGCCAUAAGCUGGGUGCGUAACAACCCAAGUGCGAUUGAACUCACGGCUCCCGGUGGAGCUUAGCAACUCAGGUGGCUAGAGCGUUGGCUGUAUUCUAGCUCUCAUGGGUCCGAAUCCCACUUAAUUCGCUGAGGUUUUCACAUUCGAGUCAAAAUAAACAAUUCGAGUCUGCCAAAAUACCCAUUAAAUCGUUUAUCUUUGCCGUAGAUGUGAUAAUCCUAUGGAAGAGUGCCUAGCUAGUAAACGCGACUUCUUGGUAGACUGUAGAAGAUGGAAGAAAGGUCUGGUUUGCUGGGUUUGGAUGCUCCACUGACAAGUGCGGUUACAGUAUUCACUAAGAGUACGAAUUUAAACGUAAUUAUACUAGUUAUACCGAUAUUUACAGGGAAGACUGAGAUAGCCGCCGUUUUGGUCUCGUAUUUUCUUCGAUCAUCCCCUCCAUGCUACCUUGCUCGUUGACCGCUUUCACCGGGCGUAUUUAUGCACAUCAGUUUGGGUUCAGUCACAGAUAUCUGCGGAAAUUACUAUCUGAAGAGAAUAGUGGUUAAGUCCGGGGCAUCUUUUACCUCAGUUUCCGUCGUACUUUUGGCCUACUUCGUGGUUAUUGUUUUACCAUUAUUAUCCCACCCUUACUGAGUUCCCAUCUAUUUAUCGUGCGUUCGCUGUCAUUUCCCACCAAAUUGCUAAGCCUAUUUAGAGUUGACCAAAUGUUCUUGGGACAUUGGUUUUUGGUAUGGUAGACUAAACUGUAAAUUCCCUUGUUUUCAUGACCUACCUAAGUUUCUCGUUCGUUUUGUAUUUAUUUUAAACCAAACAUCCCCACCGUGGUUUACGAUUUCGAGUCCAUAAAUGUGGUCGUUGGCUUAUGAUUGCGACAAGUGUUCAGCACCAGCGUGAGCUGAAUAGAGUUGCAAUGGGUUGACGUGCUCACCGUCGUUUGGAUGUCAUCGUUUCAUCGAAUACAGUUAUUUUAUGAAAUCAGUGUUGACCAAACAAGUCAGAGAUGUUACGUAGGUCGUAUUUCGUCUCCGUGUCUCGUGCUGAUCGAUGGUCAGGGCUUCCAUCUUGACUUCAGUUAGAGAACUUGCAAAACGCAGGACCCAUAAGCCUUUGGGUUUUGGCUCUGUCCUCUUCCCUCCGCACCCAUCUGCAACAUACUUUACAGUUGAACCCUUCCCCUGCUUUGAACAUUUUAAGGCAAGAAUGAGAGCAGCAAACACAGCUGUCAUCCCUACUAUUUGGCCAACGCCCAGCACUACCACUUCAGGCUCUAAAUUUAACUUCGAACGCCCUGGAUUGCCAUCCGGGUCCCUGACGGCAUCCCACCCUGCCCUGCUGGAACUGCACUCCCAUAGUCUGUCAGGCACACCCUCCAGCCAGCAUUCGCCGAGUGCCUCACUUCCAGUCGAGAGCGUCGUUAGUGCCGACCAGGAGUCUCGCGUUGCUCUAAACAAUAGAAGGCCAAAAGUUUUGUUAUCUCCGAGUAGGACUACUGAGAGCAGUUUCGAGGUCUCUGGGAUCUCGUCCGCAAUGUCCUCCAGUGGAAGUGGUGUACUUUGCUCUCCCCCGAAACAGGCACGUGUCAGCCUCCGACCUCUGCCCCAACAGUCAAACAGAGUAAGAACAAUAGCAGUCGACCCUACGCAUACCCUGAUAACUCGCAGUUUUGAGUCAUUGCCUCAGCGACAACAACCGUCAUCGACUCUCGAAUCUGCUCAGGUGGCCGUGGUGAUGCGUCCAAGUACCCCGCUUCAACCGCGAGCCUCUCAUGUAGCCUCCAACGCUGGUCGGGUCGCCGUGAGUACCCAGCCGUCAUCGUUACAGAAGAAGAACUUUCAUAAGAGUAUGCCCUCCGGCUCUUCGCCCCAGCUGGACUCCUCAGAGGACGCUCCCUUAAACAACCGUUGGUCUCACUGGCGCGAGGUUCCACGCAGCAUUCCAGACAGUGUCGACCUAUUGGAUACAGAAGAGGACACUGAGGAUGAUGAUCUGGGACGGAUUGCCAGCAGUAGGUCAGAAAACUGUAACGACAAUGGGUUCAGAAAUAUCGCUCCUGGGGACGAACUGUCACCACUAGGACGAGCCCUAGGUGAUGGACGCGAGGCCGGUGACAAUCCACACGAGGUCUCAUCUGGCCUUAUUGACAGCAUCAAUUCAAUGUCUUCUUUAAGUGACGUGAGUACUGACAAUGAGAGGAGGGUGUCGACCGCUACCAUAUCUGCAGAAGGUGACCGUAAACCAGACUCAUUUGUGUCUUUGCCCCAAAAGUAG